Molecule: messenger RNA, 5142 nt
Organism: Pyricularia grisea
Lineage: Eukaryota; Fungi; Ascomycota; Sordariomycetes; Magnaporthales; Pyriculariaceae
Exons: 8
Coding region: 362-4636 (1424 amino acids)
Cellular component (GO): cytoplasm
Molecular function (GO): metal ion binding; ATP binding; ATP-dependent chromatin remodeler activity
Source: RefSeq, a predicted model, not a curated record
CGACAACUUCUUCUCAUUCGGUGAAAACCUCCAAAGCCCUGUCGCUUCUUUAAGCAUUCGUUGUCCAUUUAUCAUGAACCAGAAUUGAAUGGCAGGUGCAAGACGCAAGGCGGCGCGCAAAUUCAUCGAUUGGAUGAAAUAGUCCUCAGACGUACACCAGGUCGAAUUUCGGGAUUCGUUCGCCUGAACCCCGCCACGCCAGGCAGCUGCCACCCUAGGGCGGACCACCGCUGUCACACAAGCAUCCGGUGUCGAACUGUGGCAAACCAAAUUUGCAGGGAGAUAGAUGCCCAUCCAUCGACUACUACAGUCUUUCUCUUCGCUCACUUGAUGACAACAACUAUCAAAGCAUCCAAGCAAAAUGGCCGAAAUGGACAAUCUACGCAACGAGAUAGAUCUCCAGUUGGCUGUGGUCGCUUCUCUUGAGGACGGACACUCCAUGGGGUCCAUCUCAGCGGAUCCUGAGGAAAUCCAGAAAGCAAACGACCGCCUUCGUCAACUCCAGCAACAAAUGUCUUCCAUGCAGCGAAAACAGGGCUCAUCAUCUCGCCAUGUCAAGCCAGAAUCGGAAACCUCACAAAGCCCUGCAAGAUGGGCGCCUACUGCUUCCGGCUCAACUUCUUUCCAGGCCAACACAGGUUUGUUUAUAUCCGUACUUGUCGUUGAAUUCAUUUCUUCUGCACUCUUCUUGGCACCUCGCCGUAAACCACAGACUUAUCCUCACAUCAACGUCACUGUCCAUCUACCCCUCAUUGUGAAUGAAUAUGUUUAUCGGGUACCCAUUGACACGUUUCAAACAGAGCCAGAUUCAUCUCAAUAUUUCUCUCGGCCAUCUCAUGUCUCUAACUCUGUUUCUCCUUACGUGAAGAGAGAACCUGUAUCAUCCAGAGAUACUGCCUCGCAAUCUCAGCAGACAGUAUCAUUGGGACUGACGCCAGUGAUUGAUUCCGUGAUGUAUAAUUUUGACAAGAGAGUCUUAGCAUUGUCAAGGAAAAUUCAAUCUUUGGUUAAGAAUUUCCAUCGCAUUGGUGGCCUGGCGGCGGGCUCACCAAAGGACGUCGGAGAAAGCAUCGAUCGCCUGAAUGAAGACUUUGAGGACGACUUCAACGUGACUGAAGCUAUCGCUCGAUCUCUUCUUCCACCCAACGCAAGCUUCGAUGGUGUGAGCCGCCGCAUGUCUGUGACUCGGGAAAGAUAUCUCUUAUCCAAGAGUGCCGCUGAACAAAGUCUUGCUACUGCAAAUCCAGUCGGCAGCAGCUCAUAUGCCUCAACUUCAAACGCAGUUUCGCCUCCGAAGUUAUUUGUACCAGAGAAUGGCAGUAAUGGACAUGGCUUGCAUAGCUCUGGCGUCGACAAUAGCCGGAAGCGGACUUACAGUACGCUUGUUAAUGGCAGUACGCGCUGGAAGAUGGAGCCGGUAGAAGGAACUUCCAAGUCUCAGCGGACUGCGAGGAUGAUAACGCCAACACGCGAUCUCAACGACGCUUUCGCGACGCCCUCAAAAACGAAUCGUGGCCAAAAUUCAGAUGUCAUCGACCUUACUGGGGACGACGACGAUAUAUAUGCCACCAUUCAAAAGCAUGCGCAGAAAAGCGCCCAGUCUACGAACGACUCACGCGGCUCUCGCAAUCCGUAUCAACCCCAUGAUUCGGUGAGCAAUUCGCCAUUCAGCCAGACCCACCUAGUUAGUAGACCUGCGCCAAGUGCCUAUUCCACUCGGCAUGUCUUGCCCACGCACCAAAAGAUGCCUGGCGGAUAUGUCAGCUCUGAUUCCGAAGACGAGUUUCGGCGCAUGAAUAACCUGCCUCCCCGGUCCUCGACCCGUCAGCAGCCAGGCCAGCCGUCUCAUAGCAUGGGAUACUCGCCUUGGGCCAACCAACCCAACCAUUUCGGCUAUUCAACGGUCCCCUCAGCUGCCCAGGUGAUACCAAGCAGCUCUAGAGGAGCUGCCAACAUGCAUCGCCCUGGAACUUUGCAGGGCGGGCUUUUCAACCAACUUAACCCCUGGAGUUCGGCAACUUCGAUGGUUUCGUCUGCGUUCAGUGGCCUUGGAAACCUCAUUAACCAUACCAGUAAUUUUGAUUAUCUCAACCUAAGGGACAGCAAUGGUAAUCCACUUCCAUCACGCCUGGCCAAUUUUCUGGAAUCGGACGAUGAUUACAAUGGAAUAAUUCCCCCAUACUACAACCCGGCAGACGACUAUCGCAAAAAAGAGGAGCAGGCCAUCAGGGACAUGCUCGCAUCCAUUCGGCCGGAUGAGGACCUUGCUAAGGGCGAGGUGGAUGAGACACCCGAAGCGAUGAAGUUUCCCCUAUUCCCACAUCAGCAGCUUGCGUUGAAGUGGAUGAAGACUAUGGAGAUGGAUGAGCUGAAAAAGGGUGGUUUGCUUGCUGAUGACAUGGGCCUUGGCAAGACUGUAUCAACCCUUUCGCUCAUGGUAUCGCGUCCAAGUCCAGACUCAGAAGUGAAGACCAAUCUCAUAAUUGGUCCGGUGGCUCUUAUCAGGCAAUGGGAGGCAGAAAUUGCCAACAAACUGAAGCCGGAUCAAAAAAUGAGCGUCUACCUUCUUCACGGCGCCCACAAAAAGCCGUACUCUGAACUUCGUAAUUUCGAUGUAGUCAUGACGACUUAUGGCACCCUUGCCUCCGAAUUUAAACGCAUGGAGCUGUACAAGCAUCAGUUCAAGAAGACGCCUGAAGAGUACGCAGAAGAUACAAAUUUGCAAAAGAAGUGUCCACUGCUACAUUCCAAGUCUCGAUUCUGGCGAAUCAUUCUGGAUGAAGCUCAGUGUGUGAAAAAUGAGAACACACAAGCAGCGAAGGCUGUUUCCGUACUCAGAAGCGAGCAUCGUUGGUGCUUGACAGGAACCCCGAUGAUGAAUGGGGCCCACGAGCUCUUUUCGCUGAUCAGGUUCCUGAGGAUUGCACCCUAUAAUUCGGCAACUGCUUUCAAAUCGGCAUUCGGUUGUCUCACGCCGAAGGGUGCUACGAAUCGUAGCAUGGCCUCCCGCACUGCAAAGGCCAUCAAGCAACUUCAGGUUGUUCUAAAGGCCAUUAUGCUGAGACGUGAAAAGACUUCUAAAAUCAACGGAAAACCUAUCUUAGAGCUGCCGCCAAAGUUCGAAGAAGUUGUCAACGUCGUGUUCUCCGAGGAUGAGGCGAGCUUCUACAGAGACCUGGAGACAAGCUCACAGAACCAGAUCAACAAGUAUAUCAGGCGUGGAACGCUUCGCAAGAACUAUGCCCAUGCACUGGUGCUGCUCCUCCGACUGAGGCAGGCGGCUUGCCAUCCUCAGCUCAACACUGACGUGGAGUAUACCGUGGACCCUGAGGUUUCCGAGGAGCAUCUGUUGGGGUUGGCAAAGUCAAUGUCAAGCGAUGUUGUUCGCAGACUGAAAGAAAUCGAAGCCUUCAGUUGCCCCAUCUGUAUGGAUGCUGUUGAGGAUCCGGCUAUUGUACUUCCCUGCGGCCAUGCACUAUGUCGCGAAUGCCUUACUCAGUGGAUUAGCAAUUCGGAGCUGAGGUCAGGAGAUAACAACAGCGCGAAAUGCCCAGAGUGUCGCGGGCAGAUUGACUCCAAGAAGGUCGUUAACUACGGUACCUUCAAGCAAGUACACAUGCCUGAGCUCAUGUUGAAAAACUCGCAAGAAGACGAUGAAGAGUCAGAAGAGGACAAGUGGGCCCAGGGCUUCGACUCGGACUCUGAUACAGUAGGGUCCGAAACAGAGUCCGGAGAUGAAGUUGAUGACAACGGCGACCUGAAGGAUUUCAUUGUUGGCGACAGUGAUGAAGGCUCCGACACUGAGUCUUUGACAUCUCAGCCUCGGUCCUCAAAGGGCAAGGGCAAAGCACCUGUGGUUAUGGAUUCGGAGGAUGAAGAACUCUCACCUUCCGAGAAGCCUUCCAAGAAGAGGAAGUCCAAAACCCAGGCUAAGGCCAAAAAGUCGGGCGUGGCAUCGAAGAAGAAGAAGAAGAAGGCCAAGGAGGAGGUGAAGCCUCACCAGCUGGCUGAACUACGCAGGGAUGCCAAGCGCAACAAAGCCUCUCGCAGGCGAUACUUUGACUAUUUGGACGACAACUGGAUCACAUCAGCCAAGAUCAGCAAAUGCACUCAGCUACUUAGCGAAAUCAGAGAAAAAGGGGAAAAGACUCUGAUCUUCUCGGUCUUCACCAGUCUGCUCGACCUGCUCGAGGUGGGGAUCCGCCAUGACCUUGGGCUUCGGGUGUGUCGUUACGACGGCAGCCUUGGUCGUGACGCACGCGACAAGGCUGUGCAAGAUUUCCAAUUCAAUCCCAACGCAACCAUCAUGCUGGUCUCGCUGCGGGCUGGCAACGCUGGUCUCAACUUGACGGCAGCAUCACAAGUCAUCAUCAUGGAUCCGUUCUGGAAUCCAUACAUUGAGAUGCAGGCAGUCGACCGGGCGCAUCGCAUGGGCCAGCUACGUUCGGUACACGUACAGCGUCUCGUUGUCCAGGAAACGGUCGAGGACCGCAUCAUCAAGUUGCAAGAGCAGAAGCGCACUCUCGUUGAGGCAGCACUGAACGGUGACGAGGCCAAAAAUUUGGCGAGACUUAGUGACCAAGAGCUUGGUUACCUCUUUGGUCUCAAUCAGCAAUCCGACGGUGGUCGACGUUAAUCUUUUGCAGGUUUGCUACCAAGCAAACAUAGACGAACUUAUGAACCUUCUUACAUUUUUUGCAUGAUAAAUUUCAUUUGUUUCUCGUUCUUCAAUGGAGUUGGGUCACGUUUAUGAAGAGUGGAAUUGCGAGAUCUUUUAUUUUCUCUCUUUUUCCCCUUCUUUUUCUACCGGUUGUCACUGAGAAACAACCCCUGACUGGCAUUCAUGAUUUAGUUGGCUUCGAUCUACACAUUUAUUUGCACAGUGGCAGUACUUCAGAGGCAUCAUAUGCCGAGGUCAGCGAGCAGGUUUGUAGUGUUCAAAUGAAGGGUGACUUGGUCACCCCAGCGACAGCCCUGACUAUUCUUCAGGCUGGACUUUCUCAAGGUGACUGGUCGUCAGACCAGUGCAUCAAAGAAAUUUUACAGUUUUAUACUCGUCAUAUUAUAGCAUCGUGGGGCAACCCAUCAAAUACAGACAUAGUCGUCUAAUAUUAAAUGAGUCCUGAACUUUGACAGGCAGAU